GCGGAGAGCAGGAAGACUCAGCGGGACAUACACAGCCUGACUGGGACUGCGUAUGCGAGCCAUUCUAUUAAGGAGAACCGCCUAAGGAGGUUAGGGCCUGACUUUGUUUUAUGACAGAGCGACACGAUUACCCCUCUGCUCACGCUCACCUCCUAGCAUGUCAAAGUAGACAGACUGAUGGGCCAAGCUCCACAUGAUGCGGAGCUAGCAUACUAGCUCGCACAUAGAUCAACUUGCUAUACUGAUCACUGAGAACCUUCGGCCUAGGAGGUGAAGUGAAGGGGUGAGUAUAUCCAUGCUCAUAAAAGGGAUGGGUUGGGAAUAGAUUCUGCCGAUGGAUCGAUGCGUCUGGCAUCGGUGUGGAUACAUAAGCAUGCAGUGGAGCAUGCAAAACUAGCACAAGAGGAAGCAGGCUACAGAUCUUUUAAGUUCUAUUCUUUGCGAGUAAGAUAACUCCAUUGAUUUAUUUGCCGAUAGGUCGGGCGUCUCUUGAAUCUAUCAAUCUAUCAAAUCAAAGUACUAGCGGCUAUGCCUCUACCUUGGAGCUAUAGUUACACACUGGUAGAUCGAAAGACAGAGGGAGCGCACCUAGUUAAAGGCUUUUCUAUUUAUAGAUUGCUGUUCAUCGUGUCUCUGUUGCUACAAUCGAUCUCACCGCGACACCGUCAACAAUUCGAAUGAAUUUAAUUGAGUCAGGUAAUUUACCGUAAAGGUAAUGUUACGAGUGGAAUCAAACAAUUUGAGAACUCAGCUCAGUUUUCCCUAUGAUUGAUUCUAGGUAAGUUGGAGCGCUUUUCCUACUCAUGAAAGGACAGGCUUCUCUAUGAUUCAUUGAUUCACCCCGCCGUCUAUGCUUCCGCGUGGCCCUGCAACCCCCUUCCUUCUAAGAGAGACAAGAGCAUGAGACGACCGGCCCCGUAUGCAGAAAGCAC
Messenger RNA from Amoebophrya sp. A25, 932 nucleotides. The record is from the annotation of a GenBank genome assembly. NCBI's taxonomy places the organism in Eukaryota, Dinophyceae, Syndiniales, Amoebophryaceae.